AUGACUGAUAUAACUGAGUAUAUGAGUAGGCUGUUCGCUCACGCCUCAUUUGUUUUUAUCUUGCAGAUCAUUAAGAGGCAAGAGCGGUUGGAGUUCUUGUAUGAUUCGGGAUUGGCCGUUGGGCGCCCUGGUGGUUCCGAUAGUUUCAAAACCCUUGAAGCCUUACCCAAGACCGAAGAAGCGCCUUCCUCCUCUGCCGCCUCCAAGCAGCAGUCAUCAGCAUCUGUGCCAGGAGCUCUGUUCGAAGAAAAGCCUCAAUCUGCCAAUGAUGCUUGGAGGAAGCUCCACUCGGAUCCUUUGCUUAUGAUUCGGCAGCGUGAGCAGGAAGCCCUUUCUCGUAUUAAGAACAAUCCUGUCCAGAUGGCGAUGAUUUGCAAAUCUGUUGAAGCAAAGAAGCCCGCAGAGAAACUGCAUGACAAGAAGGAACAUCAGAAGAAGAAGCACCAUACUGGUGCUUCAAAGCAUAGCAAACAUUCAUCAUCCAUACAAGCAUCAGAUUCAGAAAAUGACACUGCUGAAGUGGAAAGGAGGAAGAGUGGUCAUCGUAAGAUAUCAAAGUAUGUUCAGCAUUCAGAUUCGGAAGAUGAAUCACGUAAAAGAGCACGUCGACAUGAGAACACUGUCAAGCAUUCAGAUUCAGAAGAUGAAUCACGUAUCAGAGCACAUCGAAGUGGGAAGAAGCCUGUUAAGCAUUCAGAUUCUGAAGAUGAAUUCCGUUACAGAACACGGAGAAGUGAGAAGAACCAUGUUAAACAUUCAGAUUUAGAAAAUGAAUCACAUAACAGAGCACGUCGAAGUGGUAAGAAUCCUGCUAACCAUUCAGAUUCCGAAGAUGAAUCGCAUUACAGAUCACGGAGAAGUGUGAAGAACCAUGUUAAACAUUCAGAUUUAGAAGAUGAAUUACAUAACAGAGCACGCCGAAGUGGGAAGAAUCCUGUUAACUAUUCAGAUUCCGAAGAUGAAUUGCGUUACAGAGCACGGAGAAGUGAGAAGAACCAUGUUAAGCAUUCAGGUUCAGAAGAUGUAUCACGUAACAGAGCACAUCGAAGUGGGAAGAACCCUGUAAAGCAUUCAGAUUCCGAAGAUGAAUCCCGUUACAGAGCACAUCGAAGUGAGAAGAACCAUGGUAAACAUUCAGAUUCAGAAGAUGAGUCACGUAAAAGAGCAGGUCGAAGUGAGAAAAACCUUGUUAAGCAUUCAGAUUCGGAAGAUGAAUCACGUAACAGAGCAGACUGA
This is a messenger RNA of Prunus avium (sweet cherry), 1236 nucleotides long. Lineage: Eukaryota; Viridiplantae; Streptophyta; Magnoliopsida; Rosales; Rosaceae. The record is from RefSeq and is a predicted model, not a curated record.